Messenger RNA from Heterotrigona itama, 1281 nucleotides. NCBI's taxonomy places the organism in Eukaryota, Metazoa, Arthropoda, Insecta, Hymenoptera, Apidae. The record is from the annotation of a GenBank genome assembly.
UUCCGGUCUCACGAGUCAGCUGAUCAGUUUCAUUCUUGUCUGCUUGAUAUUUCUUAUAACUAUGUCUGGAAAAGAUAAACUCCCAAUUUUCCCUUCUCGGGGAGCGCAAAUGUUAAUGAAGUCCCGUUUACAUGGAGCGCAAAAAGGUCAUGGUUUGUUGAAAAAGAAAGCAGAUGCAUUGCAAAUGCGUUUUAGAUUAAUUCUGGGUAAAAUUAUUGAGACAAAAACUCUUAUGGGCGAAGUAAUGAAGGAGGCAGCGUUUUCAUUGGCCGAAGCUAAAUUUGCAACUGGAGAUUUCAAUCAAGUGGUUCUUCAGAAUGUAACAAAAGCACAAAUUAAAAUUAGAUCUAAGAAAGAUAAUGUUGCUGGUGUUAAUCUUCCAGUAUUUGAAUCCUAUCAAGAUGGCACGGAUACAUACGAGUUAGCAGGUUUGGCAAGAGGUGGCCAGCAAUUAGCAAAAUUGAAAAAGAAUUAUCAAAGAGCAAUUAAAUUAUUAGUGGAAUUAGCAUCUUUACAAACUAGUUUUGUGACUUUGGAUGAAGUUAUUAAAAUCACAAACCGCCGUGUAAAUGCCAUUGAACAUGUUAUCAUUCCAAGAAUUGAGAAAACUCUUGCUUAUAUCAUUUCUGAGCUGGAUGAAUUAGAAAGAGAAGAGUUCUACCGAUUAAAAAAGAUUCAAGAUAAAAAGAAACAAGCAAAAGCUAAGCUUGAAGCAGCUAGAGCAGAGAUGAUUGCUUCUGGCAGAGAUGUAGAAGCUGCAAAUAUGCUCGAUGAAGGAGAUGAUGAUAUAUUAUUUUAAACACUGUACAUAAGUUGUUUUCACACUCUGGAGUAUUAAAAAAUAUGUUAUAAUUCUGGAUGAAUGCGAUUAAAGAAUGAAUCCAAUGAAGUAUGAGAAUAGAUUUAGUCCUUCCAUAAAAAUCUUUGGACAAUACUAAUUUCACAGUACUCAGCUAUAUUACACAAAAGAUUGUAUUAUUAAGCAGCUAUACAAGCAGAUAAUAAUUUUACAGUAUUACUAACAUUUUUUAAUUACAGUAUGAUAUAGUAUAUUGGAUAGUAUAUUAUAUUGUAAUCGUAUAAUUGAAAGAUGUUAAUGAUGCUUUUCGUCAGCUGCAUUGAUUUGAUAUUUGUUGAAACUGUUGGCGCAGUCAAUAUAUUCACAUUGUUAUAUUGAUAUUGAUAUAAUUUUAUGCAAAUUCGCAGUGAUAACGUUAUAGAAGGUUAUAGAAUUAACUAUCAAAAAUUUAUGAAAAAUAAAUAUGUACAUAUAUAUAUUUA